Lutzomyia longipalpis is the source of this 5762-nucleotide messenger RNA. RefSeq lists its product as uncharacterized. Gene Ontology annotation, molecular function: protein binding. Gene Ontology annotation, biological process: positive regulation of protein localization to plasma membrane; positive regulation of voltage-gated calcium channel activity; skeletal muscle contraction. NCBI's taxonomy places the organism in Eukaryota, Metazoa, Arthropoda, Insecta, Diptera, Psychodidae. Gene Ontology annotation, cellular component: extrinsic component of cytoplasmic side of plasma membrane. The record is from RefSeq and is a predicted model, not a curated record. Bases 2079 to 5633 code for a protein of 1184 amino acids. The transcript has 21 exons.
AUUCGUUACUUUAAUAAACUGAAUAUCCAACUUGAAUAAAAGCUCCAGAACUUUCUUUUACAUUUCCAAAUUUUCUGACUGAUACAUCGAUUUUGGAACUUGUCUUCCCCUUCAGUUUUAUUUUGUUAAUCCAUAGAGCUUCAUUAGAUAGUAAACAAAAACUUUUCUAAUACUGGUUUUAAUAAAUAUUACACAGAGCUGGAUAAAAGCGAUUUUAGAGCUUUUAUUGCAAAAUUCUGAAUUUGCGUUGUAUAAAGUUUUGACAUUUAGUAUUUUUUUUUAUAUGGAAUUUUAGAAUUUGUUAUUUGCUUCUUGCAUUAGUCUUUAAUUAACUAAUCAAUUAGAAUUUAACGUCAUUAUUCUAGAUCUGAUUAAUUCCUUCUUGGUUUUAUGUAGGUUAUCUAUUCUAUUACAUUUUAUCUAUAUAACGUUCCAACCAAAACGAUUUUAACAAUAUUUUUGCAAGAUUCUAGCAAUUAUUUAAAUCUAAUUGCAUUAUUCUACUCUCAAAAUUCUAAAGCUUGUUUUUUUUUUAAGAAAACGGAAGGAUAGCCUUAAGGAGUUUUAAUAUUCUUUCAGAGAUUGGUUAUGUAGAAAACUAAAGAUAAUAAAGACGAAUAGUAGGGGUAUUUUUGCAAAGAAAAUCUUGGUUUUAUCCCCCCACUUUACUAAAGAAUAUUUAUAACUAGAGUCAGCACAAAUACAUUCAUUGUUCCCAACAAUUACUCUUCAGCUGUUAUUUUGAAAAGAAAUCGAUUAAUCAGCACCCUAAAACGUGUCGAUGGUCCGUUUGAUUUUAUCUGUGUUUUUUUAGUUAGAAGAUUUGCCAUCUAAAAAGAUUUGCCACCUUAAAAAGAUUUGCAAGAACUCAAGGGUUCUCACAGAGCUCCCUUGGUUUCCGCUGAUUCAUUUCUCACGGUGUACAAUGGACCUUUGUAGAGGAAGAGUGUGAAUAAUGGUGUUCCUCAAUGGGCUCAUUCAAGGUUCAAUGUGAGACUAAAAUAGAAUUUUGAUUGCAAAUUUCUCUCUCUCUCUCUCUUAAUUUUCAACUACUAAUGUAGGCGAGCUUCGAAAGCACCGUGUGCAUCGAAAGCAUUUCAGUAUUCAUUCGGACGGGGAGGUAAUCUUUAAGCCUUUUAAUUGCACGAAGGUACAAUUUCUAUGUGAAUUUUGCGCUUUUUUUACCCUUUUUGCUGCUCAGUGCGGAACACUGAGGCAACCUUUUGACGAAUCGAAUCAAGAAUUUCUUCGCAUUGUGGGGAAACAGGCUGGUUACCUGCGAGAGUGUUCCACCAUCAUUAAAUUUUCACGCUUCUCGGAAUUUUUGACAAACAAAUUAUUAUAUUUUUCUUCUUAUUUUUUUCCUGUAUACCUGCGGUUUUUUUCUCUAUAGCAACUGGAAAAGAUAAAGUGAGUGCGUGUUGGAUUUCGGAGGACUCUCUUACCGCAUCUCAAUGCGAGUGUGUGCUUGCAAAUCCAUGGAAGGAUAGCGAUUUGGGUGAAAUGCGGGAAAACGUGUGAAGAAAAUAAAAUAAAAAAAGUCGAGUGAUGUUGAGGAAAAAAAUGUAGAGGAAAAUCAAACGAGAGACCUCUUUUAUUUCUUUUCCUUUCAUUUUGCCAUGGUUUAUCCGUUGGCAUCGCAUCGUUUUCGCCUUGACGGUGAAAGUGUGACACCGACAUAAGCAGCAGACGAAGAAGACUCUUGGAAUUUUCUCAUCAAAUUCUUUUCCAUUGUGUUUGUGUGAAUACUCCGAACUUUUUUUGGAGUAAAGAAAUAUCCUCAGGGUCGUGCCAUUUGACCCGUGUGUGUGCUGUGAAAUUGAAAGUCUGGAAAUUGGGGCAAUUCUUCCCCCUUUUCUUGUAGACUGUUAAGUUUUUUUUUCUUCCUCUUUCCCUCCCUCGUGAUUUUUAGGCCUAAGUGCCGGUGUAGUUUUUUUUUCUACUUGUGAUAUUUUUCGUGGGAACAUAGGUGGGGUCACGAUAGAGGGGCUUAGUGGGUAAAUGAGAGUAGUAGGAGCGGGUCCGGUGGAUGCUGCAGCAAAGCCAGGACCGAUCGCCAUGUAUCGUGGGGGCCAGGAAUGUACGUAAUAUUCCCAGCAGAUGAACUACUGUGUAUGACAUACGGUGCUGCUGUGCCGAGAUUCAAGCCACGACCCACUCUGGACAACCUGCGGGAGCCUCUUGUCCUGUCCCCCACCAGGCCCCCACCCCCCAGCCCCGUAGCCCUCGAUGACCCCCUCGACCAGCCCACCGACCCCACGGAUCCCACGGCCGACCUAUCCGUUGACCCAUACGCCGACGAACCCGUGGUAGACGACCCCUUCUACGGCCGUGACCCUAGUGAAUUUUUCGAGACUGCCGUCCACUACCCCGUCCUCCCGCCGCCCGCCGUCAAGCCCAAGAAGCACCGUCCACGCUUACACAUAAACUUGGGCCGUCUCGGCCGACACGCCGCUACGGACCACAUUGAGCCAACACGGCUCCGCGAAGACCUCAACAUUCACGUCUCCAAUCCUACGUUUACGCGCGAGAACCUGAGCAAGCGGAACUACGAUGCCUUCUUCGAGUCCGGUGAGCCCGUGUACUCACUAGAGAAGCGCGUGCCGCCAUCGCACGAAACGGAGCCCCCGUCGCCGUCCAUCCCUGAGGAACCCCAACGCCACUCCCUUGGCCUCUUCCACCAUCGUCCACGGGUGCCGCCUCGAGCUCGCAGCGCCGAUCCCGAGGGCGCCCUCGAGGCGUCCCAGAAAGAAUCCGCAAAAACUAACCGCAGUCUCUUCGGGUGGCGUGGGACUCGCUCCUGUUCCCAGGGGCCUCCCGCAAUGGCCGCCUCGGCGGGAAUUCUGCGGGACGCCUGCCAUCCGAGUCUCAAUGAAGCCCUCAAGUCACACAACAGCGUCACCUUUAAACUCGUUAAGACCGUGUCGGACUUUACGGAAACCCUUGCCCAAGUCUAUGAACAACAUGCGGAAGCUCUCCAGGUGCUCGUGUCGAAUUAUCGUAAGAAAAACAGCGAAUUGCGAAAGGAACGUCCAGCUUGCCAUUCAACACUUUUCCAUGCGUGGGAGACAUUCUUGCAGGAGAUUGAGGCGGACUCUCAGUCAUCAAGCGAUGUGGCGAGUGCCCUAUCCCGGCAGGUUGCCCGACCCUUGUUGGAGAGAUCGUUCCACAGGAAGGUGCAAAGUAGAAAAAUAUUUACUCAUCGGGAAUCAUUUGACACAAUUAUCGCAAAGACUGAGGAAAAAUUAUCAAAAUGUCGAAUGGAUUACAAACAAAGCUUUAUAGCUCACCGUUCGAAUCCCACCCAACAUUCUCUGACUCUCUACAUCGACUCCCACAAUGCUUACGUGCAACAGUUGCACGCGACCAAUGCGAUGCUCGAGUCGUACCACUGCGAAACUCUGCCGCAACUACUGCAGGAACUCGAAGACAUUUACAAUGAUCUCUGCGCCACAAUCUCUGAGGCUGUCCUCCAGGGAGCCGAGGCCAUCUCCACAAAGGCAAUCGAACAGGCAAAGAGAUACGAUGGGCUGUCGAAUCAGUGCAAGUCGGUAUCUGGACCACAGGAUCUCGGGCACUUCACACGAGUCCUGCCGUUGCCACCAAAUCCCUCGAAAGUUCCUAAGAAAGCCUUCGCACCACCCCAACCUGUCCCUGGACCCGAAACCGAGGAUGCCCAGGAGUACGAUGAAAAUCUUCCUCCGCCUUUGCGUAAUGAAUUGGUCGUGGAACGGGGUGCCUCAAUUCAAGUUCGACCCUCUUUUGAAGCCCUCAAACGUGAAGCUGCUGACUUAGAGAUGCAAAUUAGACAACUCCAGGACUCUGUAGAUGCACUAGUCCGUAACCAAUUGCGAGGUCUCGAGAGUCAACUUUACAAUAAGGCCAAUGAAUUGCAAGAAGACAUUUCGAUGAAAAAGUUUGACCUCAGGGCUAAGCAAAUACAUCUGGCAGCUGUUAGGGCACAGAAGGAUCUGUUUCUGGCAAGAGUCGAACCAGGAUCACCUCGAGGCGAGCGAAAGCUAUCCGUUUCGAGUUCUUCUUCUAUGAAGACAAAGUGGUUGAAAGCAUUCAGGAGCUUAAAACCAGCUUCAGGGUCAGCAGCAAACGAAAAAACGAAUCAAAUGUAUCACGCAGUGUCAACAGUUUUGACGAUGAGGAAGAAUGGGGCGGCGGCGACGGCAGAAAGGGUACGCGUCGGCGAUGGAGACACCCACAAUUUGCAGGAGUACACGUACAAGAAGAUAACACCAUGCGAUGUCUGCUCUCAAGUCCUAAGAGGGCACACGAGGCAGGGACUUCGAUGUCGCAUCUGUAAAAUGAACGCUCACGCCGACUGUGCGUCGCAGCUUCCCAAAUGCCAAGUCAAGCAGAAACUUCUGCGUCGCCAGAAGAGUACCUCAGAGAUUGAGAAUAGGGUUGAAGUGGAGGAAGAAAGGGAAGGACCAAGUCUCCUCUCGCGGCAAUUGUCAACGAGACGAGAAUCAUAUGAAUUAGAACCCAAUGAGAUAGACCAAAUCUAUCAGGUAUUGAAACAAGCGGGUGAGAUCUCGAACAAGAGCAACGAGAAAACGGGCAAUGGCGCACCCACAGCACCGCCGGACAUUAAUGUUAUCAAAGCACCCGAAUGCCCGGAACGAUCAGCACUGCGACGGGCACCGCCCAAGGUGCCCCCCAGCCAGGUGGUGCCACCGCAGCAGCGGCAGGGUCUCUCGGCUCCAUUGGCCGAUGUAUCGAGCUCAGAUUGCCGAAUUCCUGUCCCAAUGGUUGCAAAUAGUAACACACCGCCGGGAGCUUUUGACACCGGAACAAGGAGACGCCUGUUUGCAGGUUUCCGCCCACUCUCAGGUUUUGGUCGUGGACGCUUACGGUCUGCUCAGCAUCGGUCUAUAUCGCUUCCUGAAACAGCCCCCCAUUCACCACGAAGACAAAAAUUGAAUUUACGUAUGAAAUCCCUGAGUUUGGAUUCACCCGAAUCGACGGAGCUGCAUGGACAGAUGAGGCGUCGUGGUCACCCCGGGCCAUCAAGUUCAAACUAUCACGGUGGAUCCGGCGGAGCUCUUGAGCACAGUACACCACCAUCGAACAACAGUCGCCUUCACUCUCCUUCGAGUCCUUCCCAGCAGCAGAGGAAGCUUCUUUAUGCCAACCGUGGCCUCCGUACGGGAUCUGUGGAUCUACCUGAUGACGUGGAGAAGAGUCAGUCGUCGGCCAGCACGUCGCCAUGUCCAUCUCCUGUAAGACAGAAUCAGAAGCCCCAUCGAUUGUUGCCGACAAAUCUCUACGUGGUGCUGUACAACUUCAAAGCACGCCAUCAGGAUGAAUUGGACCUCAAAGCAGGCUACAAGGUGACAGUAAUUGAUACGUCAGAUCCGGACUGGUGGAAGGGAAAGUGCCUAGGGCGUGUGGGAUACUUCCCAUCCAAGUACUGCACGAGAUUGGCUGCCGGUGAGAAGCCCCUACAGGUCACACACAAUCUGCAAGUCAGCGAUGGUGAGCGCGGAGACAGCGGCAUGACGCUCCUCAGGGACCAGAUUGUCAUACAGGUCGGCGAAGAAGUCGGUGGAAUGGUGAUGGUGCGCUCAGCUGAGAACCGCCAGGGCGUUUGUCCGGUGAAGUAUCUUCAGGAGGUGUGACAGCCAGAGCCUAUUAAACCGGACCGGGACAAAAAUGGAAACGAAAAAUGUGAUUCAAGCCGCAGGAAGGAUAAGAAUUCAAACUACGAGAGACACCAGCACACCGGAAGUCGCCGGAAGUGUGCUAAU